Messenger RNA from Sphenostylis stenocarpa, 1038 nucleotides. The record is from the annotation of a GenBank genome assembly. Lineage: Eukaryota; Viridiplantae; Streptophyta; Magnoliopsida; Fabales; Fabaceae.
AUGAAACCACAUGCCAAUGGGGUGUCUAGAGCUCAUAAGGCAAAUGGUACUCAAGUUGAAGGGCCUAACUGGCUUAUUUUUGCUGCUGGUGCUUUGUUGAGUACCUUAUCCAUUCGCCUUGGUUACAAGUUGAAGCAGGCACUCGACUCCAAGCCGAAGCAGAAUGAAACUACCAUUAAGAAAGAAAAUGGAAAAUCCUCCAGCACAAAGAACUCGGCAGACUAUUUUUUGCAGACUAAUGGAUAUUCCCAAACGCAAGAUAAUCACGGAUGCUUCAGUUGCAUUUCAGGAACUGGUGGUACCAUGGAACUAAAGUGCCCACCGAAUGGCCAGAUGCUGAAUGAGUUUGGUGGAGCUCUCCCAUUGGUGACUGUUCCUGCUGCUGCUGCUGCUGAAUUUAGCAAGGAAAAUGGUGUUGUGUGGGCAUGCUCUCCUGAGCAUCAUCUUGAAUUGCCCUCAAAGCCGUUCCACCACUCAAAUUGCUCAGAUUCACCAUGUGUAUCAGAAUCUGGUUCUGAUAUUUUUAGUAAGCGAGAAGUGAUUCAGAAACUGCGGCAACAGUUAAAGAGAAGAGAUGAGAUGAUACUUGAAAUGCAAGAUCAAAUGGCUGAAUUGCAAAAUUCACUCAACGCCCAGAUGCAGCUUUCUUCACAUUUACAAUUGCAACUUGAUGCUACAAACAGGGACUUAUUUGAUUCCGAGAGAGAGAUCCAAAGGCUAAGGAAAGCAAUUGCAGAUCACUGUGUUGGAUAUGUGCCCCAUGACAAAUCUUCCAAAGUUACAACUUUGCCUGCUGAGAUUAGAAAUGGCCUUUCAAACGGACAUCUUGAUGGGGAAAGUAAUUAUGAGUCCCCUGAAAAACUAAGGGAUGAGGAGGAGAGAAUUGAGUUGCUGAAAAGGCAAGUAGGAGAGUUGAAAGAGGUAAUAGAAGGAAAAGAAUACUUGCUCCAGAGCUACAAGGAGCAAAAGACAGAACUCUCUCUGAAAAUCAGGGAAUUGCAGCAUAGAUUGGAUUCUCAGCUGCCUAAUAUUUUGUAG